AUGGUUAAUCUUUUAGACCAUCUGUUAUACCUACUACUAAUCAUUAUAGCGGUGAGUGUCAUAUUAUCACCAUACGGAACCACUAAAAGAAUCAACAAUUCAAACCCUACCUCUCUUUCGAUCCAAUUCAGAUUUGAUAGCAAUCAGAAUCUUGAGAUGGCUUCAAAGCGGAUUCAAAAAGAGUUGAAGGACUUGCAAAAGGAUCCACCUGCUUCUUGCAGUGCUGGCCCAGUUGGGGAAGACAUGUUCCAUUGGCAAGCAACCAUAAUGGGCCCAUCGGAAAGCCCAUUUUCUGGUGGAGUAUUUCCUGUGUCCAUUAAUUUCCCACCUGAUUACCCUUUCAAGCCACCAAAGGUUUCCUUCAGAACAAAGGUGUUCCAUCCAAAUAUAAACAGUAAUGGUAGCAUCUGCCUUGAUAUUCUCAAGGAACAGUGGAGUCCUGCACUCACCAUUUCAAAGGUUUUGCUGUCGAUUUGCUCAUUGUUGACAGACCCGAACCCUGAUGAUCCGUUAGUGCCAGAGAUUGCUCAUAUGUACAAGAACCAAAGGGACAGGUUUAUGUGUUGGGUCCCCUUUGUUGAGGCUCAUUGUAUAUUGGACUCGGAUGUCAAAGAUGACAUUGAGUAG
Molecule: messenger RNA, 627 nt
Organism: Lactuca saligna
Lineage: Eukaryota; Viridiplantae; Streptophyta; Magnoliopsida; Asterales; Asteraceae
Source: the annotation of a GenBank genome assembly